Bombus huntii is the source of this 1203-nucleotide messenger RNA. RefSeq names its product odorant receptor 13a-like. Gene Ontology annotation, molecular function: odorant binding; olfactory receptor activity. The coding region runs from base 1 to 1203 and encodes 400 amino acids. The record is from RefSeq and is a predicted model, not a curated record. The transcript has 6 exons. Gene Ontology annotation, biological process: detection of chemical stimulus involved in sensory perception of smell; sensory perception of smell. Lineage: Eukaryota; Metazoa; Arthropoda; Insecta; Hymenoptera; Apidae. Gene Ontology annotation, cellular component: plasma membrane.
AUGAGCUCGAAGAAAGGCAGAGAUCUGUCAAUCACCGUCGUGUCGUUCUACAUGAAAAUCGUUGGCUUUUGGCUGGCGAAGAACCAUGUCGAAGAACGUUGGAGAAACUUUGCUAUGAUUUAUACGACUUUCGCAAUUCUCGUCGCCAUCGUGGUCGAAACGAGGGAUCUGUACUUCACUUGGGGAGAUUUUAGCGGUACUGUAUACAUCGUGUGCAACCUCGUAACUAUUAUUCUCGUUUUGUUCAAAAUUUUGGUUUGUUUUGUAUACAAAAAGGAGUUGCUUAGUUUGAUACAAUACGCGAAAAAGAAUUUUUGGCAUUCGAAUUACAAUUCACACGAACGAAUGAUUGUGGAUAGGUGUAAACGUACUUGUACGGUUCUCGUUUGCGUCUUCACUUUCUUCGCUCAAGGAACAGUUAUCUCUUACGUGAUAGGACCAAUUCAAGCAAAUAUUGGAAGAAACGAAACAAAUCGAAUACUUCCAUUCAAUAUAUGGUUGAACGCACCAAUAUGCUACAUGACACCAUAUUUUGAGGUCGAGUUUAUCAUACAGGUUUUGUGUCUGUAUCACGUUGGCGUAUGCUAUCUUUGUUUCGAUAAUAUUUUAUGCAUUAUGAAUCUACAUACUGCUGGACAGUUUCGUAUCUUACAAUAUAGACUUGAAAAUAUGUGCGGUGAAAAUAACAACGAAAAAUUGUCGUACAGCAUAUGUAAAUAUAUGAAACUUAAAACUUAUAUUCAGCAACAUCAAAUGCUCAUUGAAUAUUGUAAGAAACUCGAGCAAGUGUUUAAUUUGAUUGUGCUUGGACAAGUAUCGCUCUUCAGCUUAUUAAUGUGCCUCGAUGGAUAUUUAGUACUUACGGAAGACGCUCCUCUUAUGAGACGCCUUAUUUUCCUAUUUCAUAUAACGGGUUGCUUGUGUCAACUGCUGAUGUUCACCUAUAGUUGCGAUUGUCUAAUACGAGACAGUACGAACGUAGCUAAUGCCGCCUACAAAAGCUUAUGGUCGUUUCUACCAAUGGACAAAUAUGGGAAAAUAUUACGGAGAGACUUGAUGUUAAUUAUCAUGAGAUCUAAUAUACCAUGUUGCCUGACCGCUAGUGGAUUCUUCAUCGUAUCAUUGGAAACGUAUACUGGAAUUCUAAGUUCCGCGGCAUCGUACUUGACGUUGUUGAGAAAUCAUGCAAGCGAUACGUCUUAA